AUGGCGACAUUCUACUAUGAAAAUGGGGCUCUAGAACAAUGUUAUCGUUCUGGAGCGGCCAUCAUAGACAUUUCCGAUGAACAUGGCGGAAAAGACGAGGACAUGGAGCGCAAAAAGGCUACACAAACCGAACCCGGUGCAGACUUCUACGAGCGUGCAUAUGUCGACACCAUUAUCUAUUGUAUCGCGGGCGCCACCAGCAAACAAACUUGGUGGCAUUUAACAGGAGGCUGGCUAGUAGCGAAACACGUUAAAGCUGCUUACCUCGUGCCCAAGUCACUUUCCCGACGAGGGCUCGCAUAUCUGUUUGGCGCAGAGGAGCUGACAUGCCGAGAUAACAGACCCGCCAAACGAUACCUCUACUUCCGGUUCAUCUCGUUAAUCAUACACGCCCAGAAAAGUGGCAAUGUCGAGGUACUCAACCGCCUAGACGUCAAAGCAUGUUGGGCAUUACUGGGGAAAUAUCUGAGAAGGUUGACCCUCCGCACUAUUGCCAGGCAAAUAUCCAGCUUUGAAUUGGCCCCAGCUGCCUACGAGGACAUGACCAUUGUUUAG
Molecule: messenger RNA, 555 nt
Organism: Talaromyces rugulosus
Lineage: Eukaryota; Fungi; Ascomycota; Eurotiomycetes; Eurotiales; Trichocomaceae
Exons: 2
Coding region: 1-555 (184 amino acids)
Source: RefSeq, a predicted model, not a curated record